CGGCGUUCACUGGGAGGGCUGUGUCCGGGGGUGGCGGGGCUCUCCGGUGACUUGCUACUCCGUGUGCCUGUGUCUAUUCUCCGCCACCAUGGCGACCAAUAUGCGGAAAGGCGGCGGACUCAUCGGCAUGGUGAAAGACGCUUUUCAGCCGCACCAUCACCACCCGACCGCUCAACCUGGAGCCGUGGACCGGAAGACGGUGGAGAAAUGCUGGAAGCUGAUGGAUAAGGUUGUUCGAUUGUGCCAGAAUCAAAGACUCGCUUUGAAAAACAGUCCGCCAUAUAUUUUGGACCUGCUUCCUGAUACCUACCAACACCUCCGCACCAUUAUGUCUCGCUAUGAGGGAAAGAUGGAGAUGCUUGGUGAAAAUGAGUAUUUUAGAGUCUUCAUGGAAAACCUCAUGAAGAAGACAAAGCAAACAAUAAGUUUGUUUAAAGAAGGCAAGGAACGCAUGUAUGAAGAGAAUUCCCAACCAAGGCGCAACCUGACCAAAUUAUCCCUCAUCUUCAGUCACAUGCUAGCGGAGCUGAAAGGAAUUUUUCCCAAUGGUUUGUUCCAAGGGGAUACUUUCAGGAUCACAAAGGCUGAUGCUGCUGAAUUCUGGAGAAAAGCUUUUGGAGAAAAAACUAUUGUCCCUUGGAAGAUUUUCCGACAUGCCCUUCAUGAAGUCCACCCUAUCUCUUCUGGCCUGGAAGCCAUGGCCCUGAAGUCAACCAUUGACCUCACUUGCAAUGAUUACAUCUCUGUUUUUGAGUUUGAUAUCUUCACUCGGCUUUUUCAGCCUUGGUCUUCCCUUCUCAGAAACUGGAAUAGUUUGGCUGUCACUCAUCCUGGCUACAUGGCCUUUCUUACAUAUGAUGAAGUCAAAGCUCGACUUCAGAAAUUCAUCCACAAGCCUGGGAGCUACCUCUUUCCUGAUGGUCGCAACCAGAACCCAGAUCUGACAGGAUUGUGUGAGCCCACCCCUCAGGACCACAUCAAAGUUACUCAGGAGCAGUAUGAGCUGUAUUGUGAAAUGGGCUCCACUUUCCAGCUCUGCAAGAUAUGCGCCGAAAAUGAUAAGGAUGUUAAAAUUGAACCAUGUGGGCACUUAAUGUGCACUUUGUGCCUCACCUCCUGGCAGGAAUCAGAGGGUCAAGGCUGCCCUUUCUGCCGUUGUGAAAUUAAAGGAACAGAGCCUAUUGUUGUGGAUCCUUUUGAUCCUAGGGGAGGCAGUAUGGCGGAAAUGUUGCGGCAAUGUCUAGAAGGAGUACCUUCUCCCUGUUAUGAAGAUGAUGAUGAUGAUAGUGGAAAUGACUCCCUCUUUAUGUUGGCAGGGCCCAAGGUUGAAAGACCCCCUUCACCAAUGUCUGCUGCACCCCAAGCAACCUUGCCACCUGUGCCACCUCGUUUAGACUUGCUGCAUCAGAGGGCUCAAAGUACCCAAGGAGCUUCAAGCCCAGUUGCCAGCUCCAAGGCUCCUAGCAGUUUACAUCACAAGGACAAACCAUUGCCUGUUCCCCCAGCACUUCGAGAACUUCCCCCACCUCCACCUCCAGACAGACCACAUUCAGUUGCCGGUGAAAGCAGACCCCAGAGGAGACCUCUUCCAUCAACUCCUACAGACAAGCCACUUCCAUUUUCAGCAAGCCGUCCUGCAGAUCCUUGGCCUACCCGCUCUGUACCCAAAGUUCCCCCAUCUAGCCUUGCAACCAAUGAUCCGUGGACUGUUGGAAAGGAGCUCACCAACAGACAUUCACUGCCCUUCACAUUGCCUUCACAUGUUGAUGAGAGAAAAGACCGACAUGGUAGCACACUGAGCUUAGACAACGCUGCAACAAGUGCCAGUGUGGAGAUGUUAGCAAGCCUUGACAUGGAUGAUCCCAAAGUGAAGUCCUCUUCAUCUGCUAAUGCCAUCUACGCUUUGGCUUCAAGGCCAUUCCCAGUGCCAAAGCCUUCAUUGGAAGAUCACUCGAACAGUAUUGAUGACUCAGAGUAUAUGUGCCCCUCUUCCCUACCAGUUAAUCCUUCUGUGGUACCUAAAACUGAAGCGAAGAGGCCUGUUGAAUCCCUACCUCCUGGAAUAUGGCCAGCUGAACAGCAGGGUGAAAGAGAGUCGUAUGAGACCAUGUACAACAUCCAUUGUCAAGCCGCACCUGUUGUCAUGGAGCCAAGGAGUGAUGAAGAGGAGUGUGCUGCCAUGGCAAGCAAUGGGCCGGAGGAGGAGGAGGAUGAUGAUGAUGGGUAUGAGGUACCAAAGCCACACCUGCCAUUAGCUCCAGCUCGCCGCACACUUUCUGAUAUCUCAAACGCCGUACCUACCUUCAGUUCCGCGACUACCAGCAGAGAUUCUGGAGCAGGACUCCAAGAGUCAUCACCGGUCCCAGAGCGUCCACCAAAGCCCUUUCCUAGGAGGAUGAACUCUGAGCGUCGUCCUGCACCGCCUGGUGGUGAUGCUUCUCCUCUCUCCAGCGAGAUUGAGAGUUUACUGAGCCAGGGGUAUUCUCAGCAAGAUGUGAAUAAAGCCUUGCUCAUUGCCCACAACAACAUUGAGAUGGCCCGCAAUAUCCUGCGUGAAUUUGUGUCUAUCCCAUCGCCCCAUCAUGUGGCUACAUAGCAAUUGGAUUUCUAGAUACUGCCAUAUACCGUGACUGAAAAAACGUGCACCUCUGAUCCUUGAGCUCAGGUGCAGUGGAAAGUAGCAGUGGGACCAGCUGGGUUUACUGUGGGUAUAUAUAUUUAAAAAAAGGAUGGAGAAUUCCAACCACCCCCCACCACCGCCAACCGCCAGAAGAGUACAGGGUAGGGGCAUCAGCCUGCCAUUAAUUACCAGUGUUACGUCAGGUGAUUCUUAACCAGAUUCUUAAUCAGAGCUCUCUGCCCCAUUAAGCUUGCUCUCACAUUUCCUCUAUACCAUCUGGAUUACUACCUUCCUGAGAAUGAAGACAUGGGAAGCUCUGAUUGGCUCAGGUCAUUAUCAUGGAUACACUGAACCCACCUUUUUCCACCCUUUUUUUUUUUUACUUUUUUUUUUAAGUUAAACUGCCUGUCACUGUAGGUCCUAUGGCUCCUGUGUAUAUGGGGGAAUGCAUUUUUCAAAUUUGUGUUCUUUUGUUUUGUUUUUUUUAUUAUCCAGUGUUAUUUAAUGGACUUUAUUUGCACGUAAUGGUGCAAACUGGGGGACCUCAGUGACACAAAAAGUUGCCUUAGUAUAUAAUCUUUUAAGCUCAUGAUAGCCCACUAUUAAAGACUUUCAAGAAUCAGUUGUUGAGGUCCUAUUUGGCCUUGUAAUUUUUUUUUAAUCAAAUCCUGUGACUAAGAGCAGUGAGCAUUCCGGGAGUUUGGUGCCAACACUUAUAACUUCAGGGGUGCAGUAUGCCACAUGACUCAGGGUGCAAGGGGAACUGUCACAUUUGUACAACAAAAUGGUUGGCAUAUUGGGCACAAUGGAAGGGAGGAAAGUCUAAGGAUGUGACGGAGUGAAAUGAUAUGCAGCCACACACUGAUAAAUUAUCUUAAUUUAUUCUACAUGUCUUACUGGCUCCAAAUGACAUGUCAAGAAAAGUAUGCCUACAAUCAUAACUGUGUAUUCCUUUGUAAUAAUAUCGAUACAUGUGUCAUGAACAUAUGUAUAUUUAUUGACAUGUAUAUUUAUAUAUAUGCUGAAAUUGUAGCUGAUUUGUACAGAUUUAGUAAAAUCUAUUGCUCCCACAUGCAGCAACUAAAGAGCAACUCCACUGUA
Nanorana parkeri is the source of this 3721-nucleotide messenger RNA. It is a transcript of the gene CBL, whose product is annotated as Cbl proto-oncogene. Gene Ontology annotation, molecular function: phosphotyrosine residue binding; ubiquitin protein ligase activity; receptor tyrosine kinase binding. Bases 89 to 2596 code for a protein of 835 amino acids. The transcript has 15 exons. Gene Ontology annotation, cellular component: plasma membrane; membrane raft. Gene Ontology annotation, biological process: negative regulation of epidermal growth factor-activated receptor activity; cell surface receptor signaling pathway. The record is from RefSeq and is a predicted model, not a curated record. NCBI's taxonomy places the organism in Eukaryota, Metazoa, Chordata, Amphibia, Anura, Dicroglossidae.